This is a messenger RNA of Torulaspora globosa, 1197 nucleotides long. RefSeq names its product Pex32p (gene PEX32). The transcript has a single exon. The coding region runs from base 1 to 1197 and encodes 398 amino acids. Gene Ontology annotation, biological process: peroxisome organization. NCBI's taxonomy places the organism in Eukaryota, Fungi, Ascomycota, Saccharomycetes, Saccharomycetales, Saccharomycetaceae. Gene Ontology annotation, cellular component: peroxisomal membrane. The record is from RefSeq and is a predicted model, not a curated record.
AUGGGAUCCAAAAGUGACCAAGAAAAGGUGUUCCGUUGCCAGGCAAAGUUUGUAUACAACCAUGGCCAGAAACCGACCUUGACCUUUGUCACUCCCAGCAAUCUGUCGAGUGUCCUCUAUCGAUUCUACCCUCUGCUAAUAAUUGUCGAUGGUGCCCUGAGUAAUGCCAUGUGGGUUUGUGAGGACAAGUGUCUCCCGUUUAUCCAUCUGGUUAUGGUAUGUUUCGUGGUUAACCUGCUGACGUUUACUGAGCGAGGAGCUGGCGUAAGCUGGGUUAGUUUGAGCGACAUCUUUAUGUGCUGGCUGGGACUAAUGAGUGCUUUUCUACUGUUGCUCACUUUUGCCUACUACGUAUUGACCAUUUACCAAGACCUCAGAGACUCAGAACCGCCCACGCUGGAUGACAUCGUCAUUGUUCUGGAAUCAGUUCUAGAUAAACUGGGGACUAUGCGGGCAGAAGUACUUGGAAAAGCGCUCGAUACAAGAAACUGGGUCAACCUGGUAAAACUUGCCUUAUUCUUCACACCGCUUCAUUAUGCGCUCAUGAAAGUGGUCACGAUAAGAACAUAUGUCAUGUGGAUGACAAUUCUGGCGAUGCUUUAUCACUCGACAUGGUUCCAAUGUACCUUGAAGUUGUUCUGGAGGGUGUAUGCAGUUCGCAAAGCAUAUUACACUUUGACAUCGUUAUUUGGCGACAAUCGUCACAUCCAGCGGUCGCCUCUGAUCGACGCCCAAACUGCCAUUGAUUUAUGCCACUCGUUCAUGUACAUACCUCGCACCGAUUCCAUAGCAAUGCUAAGAGGUCACAGGCUUCAGCUGCAUCUACAGAAAUUAUAUCCUUGGUCUGAGUCGAUACCGACAAGCAGCAGGAACGAUACCGCACAGCCACACAUCACUAUCAUAGAUUUGACAAUCUACGAGAAUCAAAGGAAAUGGAAAGACCAAGGCUGGUCAUCAAAAAUGCUCAGCUACGAGAAGCCGAGCUUCUGCAUGAAGAUCGAUGGUCGCUUAAUCGCAUGCAAGUCACCUUGGCAGUUCCAAGAGGGACUGCCGGCGGACUGGAUGUGGCUGGAUGAUUGCUGGCGACCAAUCGGCUGGAUCUACUCGGACACCAAUUGGCUUGUCACAGGUGACAGAGACUCGCUCGAGAGCUUUACAAGAACCAAGAUCUGGAAACGAAGAGCCUUCAAGGAGUGA